GGUGGAGUGAGGGAGCCCUAGCCUCCAUAAAGGGCCCCCAGAUUUUCUGACGACACUGCUGUCAUGUCCAGUACUGUUGUUGUGUCCCUGAAACUGACCCUGGAGUCUGCAGUAGGAAUUAACCAUUCUCCUGCCUUCGAUGGCAAAGUGGUCGAGGUCAUUGAUCUCAGAGAGCUGAAGUCCCUGUCAAGACGAUCUUGACUCAGGUCAUCAGAGAAAAGAUCCCAGUUGUGUCAGAAUUCAAGAAAUACGCCUUCACAUUAAAGAAGGAAGGUUCAGCUCAUCAGGAGAAGCAAUUCAGUCCUUGCAAUUUAUCAAGGUCUGAGUCUGUAUUGCUGUGUUCCUGCCCAUCCUCCUGACUCUAGCUUCAAGAAAGUCAUCAUGUCUCAUGGUCAGAAGACACAGUAUUGCAACUUGCAGGGAGAAUCUCAGGUCCCAAGAGAAGAACAGGGACAGAUGCAUUCUGACCUAUCUGUGGCUGAGGGAGAGGAGUCCAAUAAUAACAACUCCUCUUCUUCUGCUAGCCCAACCCUCCCCAGGAAGAUACCUGUUGGUGGGAUACCAAAAAUUCACCAGAGUCCUCAGUGUGCCUUAUCUCCUCCCACUGUUAGGGCCUCCAUUCCAGUAUCCCCGUCUGAUGAGGCCUCUGGCAACCAAGUAGGGGAGGGGGAAGGCCCCAUGGUAUUGCACCAUGAAUUAAGUGCAAAGGUGGCUGACUUGGUACAGUUCCUGCUCCUCAAGUAUAGAUUGAAGGAGCUAACCAACAAGACAGAAAUUAUAGAAAAGAUUAUAGAAGAUGAUGAGCAGCAUUACAAUAGGAUCUUUAAUGAAGCCUCUGAGGGUUUGAAGCUGGUCUUUGGCAUUGAUGUAAUAGAAGUGGACCCUGUUGCCCACACCUAUGCCCUUGUCAUUGCCCUGGGGAUCACUUAUGAUGGGAUGCUUACUAAUGCCCAAGGCAUGCCCAAAACUGGCCUCCUAAUAAUUGCCCUAGGUGCCAUUUGCAUGAAUGGCAACCGUGUCAGUGAGAAUGUGAUCUGGCGAGCACUAAAUAUGAUGGGAGUAAGUACCACGGAAAAUCACUAUGUAGCUGGGAAUGCCAAGAAGCUGUUCACUGAAACUUUUGUACAGGAAGGGUAUCUAGAAUACAACCUAGUGCCUGACAGUGAUCCCCCUCACUAUGAGUUCCUAUGGGGUCCAAGGGCCCAUGCUGAAACCAGAAGUGAGGAUGUCUUAGAGUUUUUGGCUGAGAUCAACAGGAGGAACUAAGUGUUUCCAGAUCUUUCCAAUCCCUGUAUUUUGAGAGAAAACGGAAUUUUGUUGGGGAUUGCCACCAAAAAUGGCACACUGUUUGGCCAAUACAAGUUCUAAUGCCACAUUCAGAUGAGACUUCACUGUAGGAAGGUGGCAGUCACUGUUUUAAGCAGUAAAGAGGGCUAGUGAAAGUAAGUAUAUAACAUUUUUGUCCUGUAAUUUUAGGGUAACUUGGAACUUUUUUGAGUAUUUUUCAAAUUUUGUUUCUCUUAACUGAAGGAUUUAAUGGGCUUCAGAAUCUAAGUCUAUAAGUGGCAUUAAUGACACAUUUAUUGCUUCCUGCAGUAGGGUCGUGCUAUGUAGCCCUACCUGUCCUGGAAUUCUCUAUGUAGAACAAGCUGUCCUUGAAUUCAUAGAUAUCCACCUGCCUCUUCCUGCUAAGUGCCAGGAUUAAAGAUCUAUGCCAUCACACCUAGACAUCUUUUGCUAUCUUAUAUCUUAUUAUUAUGGCCUGUAAUAACAUUGGAAAAAGAAUUUAAUUUGAGAUGUGAAAGAAUUUAGUAAUAUAUCCAAUGUCAAUAAAUGGAGGAAAAUGAAAGAAAUUGCUAAUUUUUAUUUUCUCCUUCAACAAAAUCUGUUCCUCUGUAAAAUUAAGUUGCAUAUGUAGAUCUAAAUGUGCAUGGCUUUUUGAAAUUGUAUGAGAAAUUACAUCCUAAUAAGUUACCCAGUGUAAAGCUCCACAGCUUCAGAAUGAUAGAGAACCUCAUUGAGAUUUGUAGACUUUGCAUCUGGUUAAUUUUGGUGUGAUGUUUUUUAUUUGCAAGUUCUUUUUAAUAAAAUUCUAAUACAAAUAAAUAAGUCACCUCACUUAAUAGCUGACUUGUUAUGGACCUGUUGUUUGCAAGGUCCUGUGUUCAUGGGGUAAUACUAGGAAAAGUUAGAGCUGCCCUUACCUUUACAGGUCAAGUCCUUUAGCAGCAUCCAUAUCAAGAAGAAAUAAGGUGUUCUCUUAGACCAAAGGAAUGAUUUCAUACUGUGACUUAGGCCUGAGAAGUCAAUUUUUUUUAAAAUUCUGAGCAGUUCCUUUUUCAAUUUCAGAACAGUUCCUUUUGGGGGUUUGUUGGGAUUAUUAAUUUUUAUUUUAUUGUGAGUAAGUAUGUGGAUUUGCACAUGUCAGUGCCAGUGCACUCGAAGGCCCAAGGUGUCAGAAGGCCCUGGAGCUGAUAGUUGUAAUCCACCUGCUGUGGGUACUAGGAAUUGAAUCUGACUCCUCUGGAAGAAUAUUUGCUCUCUUAACCAUUGUGCUAUCUCUCCAGUCCCAUAAACAGUUUCUUUUAGAUAGCAGGCAGUUAUGGCAGACAUUGUGUGCAGGAAAUUUGCUCCUCAGUGUAAUUUGGGAAGGACUUUCAAGAGGGUGAGUCAAAUGGGAAUUCUUUGGGGACAUUGUCCUCUUAGAAAUAAUUGAUCUAAUUCCCAUAGGAUCCCGGAUAUUUAGACUUUGGGUUGGAAAUGGGGUUCAGAUGCUCUUACAGAGGACCCAGAUUCCCUAGCACCCACCUUGCAGCUGCCUGUAACUCAAAAAUAAUUUUUAGAGAGCCUGACCCCUGAAUCACUCUCUGGAUUCCUGAUCUGUCCCUCUUAAACACACUCCCACUAUAGUGUUAGCUGCCUUGAGGCCUUUUUCUUGGACUUUUAGCCUCUAAAACUAUGAGCUAAAUAGAGUCCUUUUUAUAAGUUACCCAGUGAUCUAAAUGCAAGAGCCUUGAGGAACUGACAAAAGUAACCUGAGAAAGGAAUUAUUUUGGUUCAGCAACCUUUCAGGCAGAACCUCAGCCCAGGCCAGGAAACAGUACUUCUCACACUUAUAUUUUGUCUUCUCACAUUAAUUAGCUUAAUCAAGGCAACCAGUCACUGGCACAACCAGAGACUAACCUAAUCUAGAUAAACUCCUAUCAGUAUGACCUGAGGCUUGUUUCCUAGGUGAUGCUGGCAUGUUGAAAAUCAAUAUUAACAUCACAGAGCCAGAUGGGGUCCCACCCCUAGUGGAAAAGCUAUUUGCAAAUGAUAUUCACUGGCAAAGGGAAAAUCUGUUUUCUCCAGUGGAAUGUUACUGCAUAUCAACCAUGCUCCAGGGCAAGUCCUAUAUCCAGGAAUAGCUGCCAAACACAAAACAAAUGCUAUGGUUUUUGUUGUUGCUGUUGCUGCUGUUGUUGUUUCAUCUUAUUUGUCUUUUGCUUGUUUGCUUUGAUUUUUGUUUUUGU
Molecule: messenger RNA, 3512 nt
Organism: Cricetulus griseus (Chinese hamster)
Lineage: Eukaryota; Metazoa; Chordata; Mammalia; Rodentia; Cricetidae
Source: RefSeq, a predicted model, not a curated record